Molecule: messenger RNA, 2059 nt
Organism: Thlaspi arvense
Lineage: Eukaryota; Viridiplantae; Streptophyta; Magnoliopsida; Brassicales; Brassicaceae
Source: the annotation of a GenBank genome assembly
ACGCAAUUUAACAUAAUGUGGCCCCCAUUUGACCAUUUGACGAUCAAGAUUAGUUAAUUAGCUAGGUUUCGUUCUUGCGAGAAGAUCAAAUCAACUCUAUAUAUAAUCUAGACAAAGACAUACCAAUACAACUCUCAGUGUCUUUACAUAAACAACAGCAACAUCUUAUUAUCCUCUCUAAUAAUGGCGUCGCUUCAGAGUUCAUCUUAUUUUCUGGGCACAAACCUUAAAAAACAUAACUCCAAAUCGAUCUUCCAAAGCUACUCUCCGACCUCAUUCACCAAAUUCUCCUCUCGCGUCUCUCGCCAGAGGUUCUUACUCUGUUUGCUGUAUAUGAACGGAUGUGAGGCUGACAAUAAAUCACCACUUGGCACGGUAGAAACAAGAACUUUAUCUUCGGUUACGUCUCCGGCGGCCGCGACGGAGAGGCUGAUAACCGCCGUCUCUAACCUCAAAUCCCAACCGCCACCGCUCUCCUCCGGCAUUGUCCGGUUACAGGUGCCGAUUGAUCAGCGAAUCGGGGCAAUCGAUUGGCUUCAUGCCCAGAACGAUGCUCUUCCUCGCAGUUUCUUUUCCCGUCGCAGCGACGCCGGCCGUCCAGAUCUUCUCCACGAUUUCGCCAGCGAGAGCGUGAACGGAUCAUCCGAUCGCAAUCCGGUCAGUGUCGCCGGAAUCGGGUCCGCUGUGUUUUUCCGCGAUCUCGAUCCCUUCUCUCAUGAUGACUGGAGGUCGAUCCGAAGGUUUCUGUCUUCCAAGUCUCCUCUGAUUCGUGCUUAUGGUGGACUUCGAUUUGAUCCCAACGGAAAGAUCGCUGUGGAAUGGGAAAAAUUCGGCUCCUUUUACUUUACAGUGCCUCAGGUCGAGUUUGAUGAGUAUGGAGGAAACUCAAUGCUGGCUGCAACUGUUGCUUGGGACGAUGAGCUCUCAUGGACGCUUGAAAAUGCCAUUGAAGCACUUCAGGAGACUAUGCUUCAGGUUUCUUCUGUUGUAAUGAGAUUACGGAGAGAAUCUCUAGGAGUUUCUGUUGUUAGCAAGAACCAUGUUCCCAGUGAAGUAACCUAUUACCCUGCUGUAAAUACUGCUCUGGAGAUCAUAAAGGCCAAAAAUUCACCUCUAAGCAAGGUUGUGCUUGCACGCAGCAGCAGAAUCAUUACGGAUACAGACAUUGAUCCUAUCGCUUGGCUAGCACGUUUGCAGAGCGAAGGACAAGACGCAUACCAGUUCUGUCUUCAACCACCAGGUGCACCAGCAUUCAUAGGGAACACGCCUGAGAGACUCUUCCAUAGAAAACAUCUGGGAGUCUGCAGCGAGGCUUUGGCUGCAACCAGGCCUAGAGGAGAUUCAGGGGUUUCUGAUUUGGAGAUAGAGCGUGACUUACUAACCAGCUCCAAAGAUGAUCUCGAGUUCUCCAUUGUGCGAGAGAAUAUAAGAGAAAAACUCAAAGCCAUAUGUGACAGAGUAAUUGUGAAACCCCAAAAAACAGUGAGAAAGCUUGCAAGAAUACAACAUCUAUAUUCUCAAUUAGCAGGGCAGCUAAAAAGAGAAGAUGAUGAGUUUGACAUCUUAACUGUUUUGCAUCCAACGCCAGCUGUUUGUGGAUGCCCAGUAGAGGAAGCAAGGCUUUUGAUUAAGCAAAUUGAGUCAUUUGAUAGAGGAAUGUAUGCUGGGCCUAUUGGGUUCUUUGGUGGGGGAGAGAGUGAAUUCUCUGUAGGCAUAAGAUCUGCUUUAGUCGAAAAGGGUCUUGGAGCAUUGAUCUAUGCAGGAACAGGGAUAGUUUCAGGAAGCAAUCCAACCUCAGAGUGGAGCGAGCUUGACCUUAAGAUCUCUCAGUUCACUAAAUCACUUGAACAUGAGCAAGCUCUGCAACGAAUCAACUAAAGAAAAGCGAUUUGAGAUUGAUGUUUAGUGUAAUAUGUCUCUCAUAAUACUGCUUUGUGUGUUUAUGUUGUAAAUAGACUAUAUAUCUAGUGAUGCUGCAUAAGUUCAUAUAAUUUUUUGAGCUAGAUUAAUAAAUGAUGUCCCAACUUCACAAUUCCUGACCAAAAGAGAAGCCUUUAAA